AUGUUUCCCUGGCAUGAAAGCCUGAAAUCCUGGGCUAACGGCACGGGACUCAAAAUCGAUGCCCUAGGUCUUGUCACGCUCCUCGGCGCAGAAGAAAUGGACCGCAGCAUCGGAAGAUUAAUGCCAAGCGUGUACUUUGACUACCUACCGCUUCUCGGUGCAUUCAUCGUAGCCGGUGAUCGAUUCAAAGAGAGAAAGCUCGGAUAUACUCUCUACAAUAUCUCUGCGGGGAUCGUCACGACCGAGUUAUCAGGCUGGUUCGCGCGAUGGAUGUGCGCGCAGGAAUUUCACAAGAUCCGAAGUAAAGUCACUUGGGAGGUUGUCGAUCGGCCACCACGGAGGAAGACCUUUUCUGUCGGCUUAUUUCUUAUCAGCAUCCCCUUGCAUGGAAUGCUUCUGGCCCUGACAGUCUUGGCGGCGGAUUGGUGGGGGUUUGCAAAUGUUGUGGCUAUGGUGGUGUCUAUAUUCGUGCGAUGUGUGCAGGUCGCGGAGAACCAAGAUGGCAUUAGUGAGAAUAUACGGGCGGCGGAGCAGGAUGCAAAUGAUAAGUUGGCGAAAUAUGAGUUGGCAAAGGCUCGUCAAAAGGAACUUGGGUCCAACAGUACCAAAAUUCUUACUCGGCCCAAGGAUCGCGAUCUUGUGAAGAUGAUUGUGGUGACGGAAGAAUCUAAGGUUGUUACGCUUUAUGCGCCUGCUUUUCUUGUCAGAGCUGCUUUCACGGCUGCGCCUUGCAUACCCAAUCCUCACUUUUAUACGUUCUGUCGGAUUCUGGGCUGGAUUGCAUUUGCUGUUCAUGUCAUCAGUAUUGGUAUGGCAGCACUGUAUACCCAGAUUUGCACAGUCGUUUUGAUCAUUGGGGCGACGGUGCUCACUGCCUAUAAAGUUGGUAGUGAAGAUUCGCAGCUAUCAAGAUCUAUUCGGCGCAAGUUGCACGGAGUUCAAUAUGAAGAGAAGGAAUGGAGUUGUUGGGUUACUUCAAAGUUGAAAGCCACAGUCUCCUCUUAUCCGAAGGAGUACACAGAAUGGGAAACUGUGCCAAGGGAAGAGAAAUUGAAGCCACCUGCCAAAGUGACUGUCUCCUCGUGGCCAUGGAGUCGAGGGGCAGCGGUCGAUGUCAAGCAUUCAGCACCCAAGAGAAAGUCGAGGAUUGUUCAAGAGCGACGGCAGGACCUGUUUGCUUGGUUGGACUUGACACCGGAGGAAGAUGAGCGUAUGGUUGCAUGGCAUAUGAUUCCUCACAGUCAGGAAUGGAAGAAUGCAUAUUUGGAAAAGAAGGAGUUUCAUCGUCGGAGAACAAGAAUCCCAAAUUUCACAUGA
Molecule: messenger RNA, 1317 nt
Organism: Penicillium odoratum
Lineage: Eukaryota; Fungi; Ascomycota; Eurotiomycetes; Eurotiales; Aspergillaceae
Exons: 1
Coding region: 1-1317 (438 amino acids)
Source: RefSeq, a predicted model, not a curated record